Molecule: messenger RNA, 1673 nt
Organism: Cutaneotrichosporon oleaginosum
Lineage: Eukaryota; Fungi; Basidiomycota; Tremellomycetes; Trichosporonales; Trichosporonaceae
Biological process (GO): transmembrane transport
Cellular component (GO): membrane
Molecular function (GO): transmembrane transporter activity
Source: RefSeq, a predicted model, not a curated record
GUCCGCCUGCCGACCCGCCAGUCAGUUGGCAGCGCGGGCAAGAUGCUCAGGGAAGGCGCUGCCCGACGUCCACCUUGAGCGCAGGUCUUUUACUGAUGAGAAAAGUGGGCCCGGUUGCCAGCUGACUCGCAAUUCCCGAGGACAAGAGGGGAAGCGGCUGAAGUCGAUUGUACAGAACUUUUCACAGCGCGGAUGCUGGCCGACUCGCUAUUCCCGAGGAGGCGAAGAGAUCCGACUGGGAUGGAUAAAGACAGAUCUCGCUGCCUCGUCGCAUUCGCACUCUCCUACACGAUAACAUGAGCUCAAGCGACCACGAGAAGGAUCACAAAGGCGGCGAGCUCGGCGAGGCGAAGACGCCCGUGGUGGUCGACGAGGCGGCGUUCAAGCGCGCGUUGCUCAAGCUCGACGUCAUCUUCUUGCCCGUCAUCACGCUCGUCUACUUCCUCAACUUCUUGGACCGCUCGAACAUCGGCAACGCAAAGGCCGCGGGGCUGAUGGAGGACCUCGGCAUCAACGCCAAGCAGUACUCCAUCGCACUGACCGUCACUUACGUGCCGUACAUUGCCGCCGAGCUGCCGCUCACCCUCGCGAUCAAGAAGGUCGGCCCGAACAUCCUCAUCCCUACGCUCGUCGUCGCUUGGGGCCUGGUCACGACCUUCCAGGGCUUCAUUCACAAUUACGAGGGAUUGCUCGCCGCGCGCUUCUUCCUUGGCGCGACGGAGGGUGCGAUUUUGCCCUCGUCCAUGACAUACCUGUCCAACUUCUACCGCCGGGCCGAUAUGGGCAAGCGCGUCGCCUUCUUCUUCUCGGCGACAUCGCUGGCUGGCGCGUUCUCGGGCCUCCUUGCCGCGGCUCUGAUCAACAUGGACGGCCUGGGCGGCAAGAAGGGCUGGGCGUGGAUCUUCAUCAUCGAGGGCCUCUUCACCGUGGUCUGUGGCUUUGCCACAUUCUUCGUCCUCCCCCGCACGCCGGGCACGGCGUGGUGGCUGACGCCGGAGGAGCGGGCGGCGCUCGUGGCGGCGCUAGAGCGCGACGCCCCGCUCGCCGAGCAGCGCGAGAAGCUCACGCUCGCCGCGUGCGUGAGCGCGCUCAAAGCGCCCCAAGUCUGGCUCAUGUUCCUGCAGUUCUUCGCGUCCGGCGCGAUGCUGUACGCCAUGGCGUUUUUCUCGCCCACCAUCGUCGGCUCGCUCGGAUACAAGGGCACCAAGGUGCAGCUCAUGUCGGUGCCGCCGUUCGUGGCGUCGGCCGCGUUCGCACUCAUGUGCUGCUGGGCGUCGGACAGGCUCAAGAUGCGCGGCCCGUUCGUCAUCCUCGCAGCGCUCGUUAGUGUGGUUGGGUACGCGAUGUACCGCGGCAGCGAGGACAAGCAUGUGCGCUACGGCGCGCUGUUUUUGCAGGUCAUGGGCGCGUAUACUGUCGCGCCGUUGCAGUCGACUUGGAUGCCCAACAACCUCGCGCCGUUUUACCGCCGCGUGACGGGCAUCACGAUGGGCUUUAUCUCGACCAACUCGGGCGGCAUUCUGUCGACGUGGCUCUUCCCGAAGCCGCCGUUCAACAAGGGCACAGAUGUGUUGCUCGCGCUCUCGGCGAGCAUCGUGCUGUGGGCCGGGUUGAAUAUGGCGUAUUUGGGAUACGAGAACAAGAAGCGGGCGCGGGCGGGCGGGUACGAGGGC